This is a messenger RNA of Cuculus canorus (common cuckoo), 2622 nucleotides long. RefSeq names its product LHFPL tetraspan subfamily member 4 (gene LHFPL4). Bases 98 to 766 code for a protein of 222 amino acids. The record is from RefSeq and is a predicted model, not a curated record. NCBI's taxonomy places the organism in Eukaryota, Metazoa, Chordata, Aves, Cuculiformes, Cuculidae. Gene Ontology annotation, cellular component: plasma membrane; inhibitory synapse; postsynaptic membrane. Gene Ontology annotation, molecular function: GABA receptor binding. The transcript is spliced from 4 exons. Gene Ontology annotation, biological process: gamma-aminobutyric acid receptor clustering; sensory perception of sound.
CCGGCGGCCCGCGGGCGCGCCUAGGCCGCGGGGUACCCCCCUCCCUACCCCCUCCCCGCCCCGCCGCCCCCCUUUUCCUCCUCCUCCGGCCGCCAGGAUGCUGCCCUCGCAGGAAGCCUCCAAGCUGUACCAUGACAACUACGUGCGGAACUCGCGCGCCAUCGGCGUUCUCUGGGCCAUCUUCACCAUCUGCUUCGCCAUCAUCAACGUGGUGGUCUUCAUCCAGCCCUACUGGGUGGGCGACAGCGUCAACACGCCCAAGCCGGGGUACUUCGGGCUGUUCCACUACUGCGUGGGCAGCGGGCAGGCGGGCCGGGAGCUCUCGUGCCGCGGCUCCUUCACCGACUUCAGCACCAUCCCCUCGGGCGCCUUCCAGGCGGCGGCCUUCUUCGUGCUGCUGUCCAUGGUGCUGACGCUCGGCUGCAUCACCUGCUUCGCGCUCUUCUUCUUCUGCAACACCGCCACCGUCUACAAGAUCUGCGCCUGGAUGCAACUGCUGGCAGCGCUCUGCCUGGUUCUGGGCUGCAUGAUCUUUCCUGAUGGCUGGGAUGCAGAGACCAUACGGGACAUGUGCGGGGAGAAGACAGGGAAGUACUCCCUGGGCGACUGCUCCGUGCGCUGGGCUUACAUCUUGGCCAUCAUUGGCAUCCUCAAUGCCCUCAUUCUUUCCUUCCUCGCCUUUGUCCUUGGCAACCGGCAGAAUGACCUGCUGCACGAGGAGCUCAAAACAGAGAGCAAAGAUUUUGUUGGCACUGCGAGGAUAUAACGCUGAGCGCUCGCAGCAGGACCCUCUUCCCGCAGCUGGCAGCCUGGGCGCUCCCUCCCCAUCCUGCCCUUCGUCUGCUGCCAGCGGCCACGCAGCGUCCCGCGCCGCCCCCCGGGCCCCACCGCCCGCUCCGGGGAUGUGCCGGCCGCCUGCCACGUCCACAGCCACCUCCAUGUCCACGCCGGCACCGUCAUCCCACGCACCCUACCAGCUCCGUACUCCUCACCGCCCGCAGGCUGCCGCUGGGGGAGGAUGCCCCAAAUCCUCUUCGUUCGAGAACAGCAUCCAACUGCGGUUUCCUUUUGAGGAAAAACCAGAGUUUUUAACAGAUUUCUACAUCCCCAGGACUCCUGACCUGCUGCCUCCCACCCGAACAGGCACCCAGUGAUGCCCCACGCCGGCUGCUCUGGGCCGCGGCCCCCUCCCCACACCCAUUUUGUACAGCUCCGAGAUCCUGUCUCCACGGCCGGGGGACCCGGCGGCCAGGAUGGGGCCCAACCUCUACUUUUAAGUGUAAAUUCAUAUUCUCUAAACAGGGUAAAGUGACUUGAGCCCCCUCACCCCUCGAGCCCGGUCCCAGGAUGUGGUGUUUCUCAGCACGUGGCUGGGGCCGCAGGCUGCCACUCGCUCCCCCGCAGCGUGGGGUCCGCAGGGGCCUCACUGCCACCGGCCGCUGGGACACCCGACUCGCGCCGCCGCUGAAUGUAAGCCCUGGUAAGUGGGAGCAGCCCAACAUGCAAACCCCCCUGGGUGGGCGCAGGAGGACUCCCUGCCAGCCCCUUUCCUGAGCCGGCCGUGGGCUGUUGCCAAACGCCUUCCCUCCCCAUCCCCAUACGGUGCUUUAUCUCCACUGGUGACGGCAAGGCUCUCUGCCACGCAGCAUGGCCGGGGCACCGCUGUUCCCGGCGUCCUGGCCGUGUAUCCUGGCUGCACCUCGCUGGCGCACGGCGACGGCCCGCGGGGAGGGCGGCAGCUCAGCCCGGCAGCCUCCGAGCACGACCCAGCCUCAAUAGUGCAUAUACGGUGCCCGGCACUGAAACCCUCAGCGCCCUCCCUGGCACGGGCGGCGUGGCCCGGCUGCGGCUCUGCUGGCCAGACCGGCACGUGUGGGCUUCCUCGGGCCUGGCUGUGGGGCGCUCAGGUCGCCACAGCCCUCGCAAUGCAAUAAAGUCCUCAGCACUGGCCACGUCUCAGUGCGAGUAGCCGGGGGCUGUUUGCAGGGCCCCCAGCGGAACGAUGGGAUGGGGGCUCACGGGGAUCCUGGCAGGGCUGGACCCGGGCGCUGGAUGAGGCCGAGCUGAGCACAGGGAGCAGAGCAGGACCCAGGAUGGGCAGCCCAGGGUAGAGGAGCUGCUGCCCACCCGCAGGCAUCGGGGCACGGCAUGGGAAGCCGCUAGGAGACGGCAAUGAAGGGCUCUGCGGGAACCACCACCCAGCCUGGCGAGCCGGGGUGCCCGGGGCUAGCGGGAGCCGGUAAGUCAUGCCCUGAGACCCCGUGGGGCGGUGGUGAGGGAUGGAGCUGUGCCAGAACACCGGCUGGGAGCCAAAGUCACCUGGGACGGCGGUGGGUGCUGGGGUUCUUCUGCCAACGGCCUCUGCCAGCCACAAGCCUGGCGGUGCCUCAAUCCCUCUGGCAGCGCCCGCGUCCCUGGAGCAGGGCUGGCAGGAGCUCCCGGCGCCCAGCCCUGGCAGCACCCGGGGCUUGCCACCUUGGGAGUGCUGUUGCCGGCUGAAUUGAAAAAAAAAAACGAAGAAAAAAUCAGUGGAGAAAGGAAUACAGUAGCUGUAAUAUAUCUGUAUUUUAGUACAAAGUUUGAUACAGUGUUUCACAAAACCUUAUUGAAAAAUAUAAUUCA